Molecule: messenger RNA, 1229 nt
Organism: Lindgomyces ingoldianus
Lineage: Eukaryota; Fungi; Ascomycota; Dothideomycetes; Pleosporales; Lindgomycetaceae
Exons: 2
Coding region: 4-777 (257 amino acids)
Source: RefSeq, a predicted model, not a curated record
GACAUGUCAACGCAUCAAUCCGCAGCGAAGUAUCGUAUAUAUCCCGCGUACUGCUUUACGGCGUCGCCCACUUAUAAUGUCUGGGUGAAGCUGACCGCCGCCGAUGUGCAGGCGCUACGGACUGAGCCUCAAUACCGAAGCCAACACAUAUAUUUCAAUCUAAACUACCCGAUCCGAUAUGUGUGCAUCGUCGGCACAGUUGUUGCUAUCGAUGAUAUCAACCUGAAGUACACCGUUCUCACUAUCGAUGACGGAAGCGGCGCCACCGUCGAGGUCAAGAUCGUUCGACUGACCCCAGAUAUCUACAACUCGGUAGAAAGUCCGUCCAAUACAACUAUUGGGAAUGUCAACGUCAUCGUGCGAACGGGGUGCUUCGAAGUAACUGUGGACCACCAACAGGUCGACAUUGGGUCGGUCAUCAAAGCUAAAUGCACCAUAUCCGAGUUCCGGGGGAUGAAGCAGCUCGAGAUCAAAAGAGUUUGGAUUGUCCCUACCACCAACGAAGAAGUGCAGGCGUGGGCGGAGACCGCUGCAUUCAAACGAGAGGUUCUGUCGAAGCCUUGGCACCUCACUUCAGCGGAGCAUAAAAAGAUCAAGAAAGAGAUCAAGAGGGAGAGGAGGAAGAACCAAGAAUAUGAGAGGCUCAAAGUUGAGCAUGAAGCAAGGAGAGGAGAGCAGAAGAAGGCAUGGGAAGAGUAUAUGGAGAAAAGGGAGGCCAGGCUCGAAGCUCGGCGGCGCAAAGAGGAGGUUAUGAUGAAUGCCGGCGCCCUGAUAUGAAAACAUGACGUAUUACGGAAAAUAACUUCAUGGAUUGUUCAAACCCUACCCGAAUUCGAGUCGAGUGUCCAGUUCUGGAUAGAGUCUCUGGCUUGUUAGCCAUCUGCCUAGUUUUGGCGGAGCUACACCCGCUUUUGGGUCUUUCUGCUAAUUCAGUCUGGAGAUCCCCACGAUAUAAAUCUUGGUUAAAGUUUGCCGUUUGACUGCCGACGAUUUUCACUAAGACUGGUAAUUGCUCUCUACUUUGAUGCUUCUGGUGGAUGAGGUUAUCAAUGUCGUGGCGUCUGAUGACAACGGGGGUUGAUUCAAGUCACCGAUUCACGUCAUCCCGGCCCUAGUGGGAUGAUAUAUCGUAUCUUGUCGGAUAUUUGGGAUCUAUAUCUACUCUUUUUCGGUCUUUUUUUACCACACCUUUAUUCAACAUUCCUCCUAAUUAUUCCACAUGUCAUGCU